Messenger RNA from Pipistrellus kuhlii (Kuhl's pipistrelle), 2141 nucleotides. It is a transcript of the gene GIMAP2, whose product is annotated as GTPase, IMAP family member 2. Gene Ontology annotation, cellular component: endoplasmic reticulum. Gene Ontology annotation, molecular function: GTP binding. Lineage: Eukaryota; Metazoa; Chordata; Mammalia; Chiroptera; Vespertilionidae. The record is from RefSeq and is a predicted model, not a curated record.
GCAGUGUCCCUUGCUUUGAUGAUUGUCACAUAAGCAAGGAAAGCGAACAUUUGAAGAAUUUUAACUUAUUUCUGUGAAUUGAUCAUCCUGAAUGCAGACACUGCACAUUAUUAUUGGAGAUACUACCUACAUCAUUGUCCCUGAGAGGUGUGUUUCCUGAAAUGACAGAGCUGGAUGGGAAAGAAAAGCAGGGGUGCCAGGGACUCCACCAGUGAGUGAGCUCACAGUGCUAGGUGGUUAGUGUCUGUUACUCUCCAUCUGACUCUAACAGCUUUCCUCAGGCUUCCCCAUCUGUCCCUGUCUCCCUCUGUACUAUCCCCUCAAACAGGUGUCCCCUGACCCAUGCUGUCUCUCCUCCUCCAAGUGGCUGCCUUUACAACAGUCACUGCUACCAGGUGUGAAUGAGGUUGAAUUCUUUCUCAGGCAUUUAGGAGGCUUGUGAGUGUGAAGACAAAGCCCCAGGGGCAAGGAAUAAAAUGGAACAACUUCACUGGGGUCUCUGCCUUUCUUUCCAGUUAAAAUUGUUUUCUCUAUUGACAAGAAAGGACAGUUGGGCCACAUGAUAGCAAAUAACUGCUGCUUACAUUUCCCAUUUGAACUGUUCAUUCUGCUUCUGUGGCGUGAGAAUUUCAGACAGACAGGUGGGGCACUUCUGCAGUGGAGAAGCUCCGCAGAGAUGACAUAGAAGGCAGAAGCAGGUUUUUGUUUUGUUUUCCUUUACUCUUGGAGCUGAACUGCCAAUGCACAAGUUUGAACGGGGAGCCAUCUGUGUCUUUUAUCAGUCAGUCAGGAGCUGCAAUGGACCAAAAUGAAUGCAGCUACUUGGGACCAUAUAUGAAGAACCAACCCAACAGAGAAUUAGAGCUGAGAAUCAUCCUGGUCGGCAAAACAGGAACCAGUAAAAGUGCCACAGGGAACAGCAUCCUGGGGAAGCGAGCCUUUGUGUCCCAGCUGUGUGCCCAGACCCUCACCAAGACCUGCAGUGAAAGUCGAGGAAGCUGGGGUAAGAGAGAGAUGAUCAUUAUAAACACGCCAGAUAUGUUUUCUGGGAAGGAUCACUCUGAUCUCCUCUACACAGAAGCACACAGUGCUACUUACCUGAUGUCAGCCCCAGGACCCCAAGAGCUAUUCCUGGUGACGCAGCUGGGCCGAUUCACCACCCGAGACCAGCAGGCGCAGAGGGUCAAGGAAAUCUUUGGAGUGGAUGCCAUGAGACACACAAUUGUCCUCUUCAGCCACAAGAAAGACCUUGGUGGAGAAUCUUUGAUGGAUUACAUCUACGACUCAGAAAGUAAAGCUCUUGGCAAGCUUGUGGCAGUGUGUGGGGGGAAAGCAUAUGGCUUUAAUAACCGAGCAAAAGGGAGUAAUCGGGAUGACCAAGUGAAGGAGCUAAUGGUCUCAAUAGAGGGCCUGAUGAUGGAGAAAGGUGACCACUAUACCAAUGAGCUUUACAGCUUAGUGACAGAGUCAGAAUGUGGAUAUGAGCUGUCAGAGGAAAGAUUAAAGGAUUUCAAAGGGAGUCUUAAAAAGUACAUGGAAAUUCAGAGACCUCACACAACCAUUGCCAAAGAAAAUUGUCUAAAAAUAGUCCUAAUUUGUAUUUGGUUAUCUGUCAGAUUGCUAAUUCUGAUAUUUUGUGUAUUGCUCAGAAUAUGCAAAUUUUUUUUACUGCUUAUUCUAUUGUAUUAUAUGUGCAAUUUGUUCUGAAGCUUAUUGUCUAUUAUCCUCAGAAAAUUAUUGAUAAUUCCCAGAACAACCAUUGUUGUGGAAUGCAAGACUCCUAGAUGACAGUGAUGGAUCAGUAAUUAUUCAUCAUUGGAAUUCAGUGGUGAAUCACAGGGCCUCCUCUGUGUAUUGCAGUGCCUGACACCAGUAAAUAUCUGAGAUUCUGCAAAGUGUUAAAUCUUAACAUCGCUCAAUUUAUUAAUAAGCCAAAUAAUUUAGUUACUGUUUGUUUUGACAUAUAAUGCCAAAACCUUUUGAAACCUGUAAACAUUAAAUUUCCUCUGUUUGAAAAUAAAGCAGAUUUAUGUUCCUAGAAACUCCUUUUCUUUUUUAAAAUACUAUGGUUGCUACUGAAUGUAAUAAAAUAACUACUAUAAGUAAGCUGUAAAGCUCCUGAGAUCCCAUGUCUUUAAUUC